AACAGAAAAGUCUGACAUCGGUGACACACUUUUAUAUUUGAUCUCUGUUUUGAGAUAUAUCUGAUGGUUUCUCCCGGAUGAAAGCGAAUGCGUUCACUAGUUCUGGAAGUUGAGGUUGUCCGCAGGUGUUUGUUGAGGAAGUUCUGUGACUCACUUGCUUUGAUAUCACUCAGUUUACUCGGUUACCGUCACGGUGGAGUUACUUUAAUCUGAAAGAGACGAUCCGUUCCCCCGAUGGAGAUCACCCCGAAAGCAGCUAGAGGGACAUCAGUGUAUCUGUCCCCGUGUGAUUCAGUGGAGUCAAGUCCCAGUGAAGACAAACAGGAGAAGCCUCAUCAAAAGCUGAGUUCCUCUCUGAGGGAGAGGCUGAAGAGAUCGAGGCGCUCCUUCACCUCGCCCUCCUCCGUGGCCAAACGACUUUGUGUUGACGAUGACUCGGAGGAGGGCGGCCGACAAGUUUCGGCAGAUUCCCAGAAGACCGUUAAUAAUCCUCCACUCGUCCCCGGGCGCGAUGUUGAUGUAAACAGAGAGGACACUAGAUCAGGGAGUGAAAGGUUUUCUGGACCCAUUCCCGAACCAAGGCAUCCUCCUUCUAAAGACUUAGCGCAGCAACGAGACCAACUCAGGAAGGAGGUUAAAGACAGGAUGGAAACCCUGCGCAGACUCAAGCUGGUUAAAAUGUACCGAAGCAAGAAUGAUCUAACGCAGCUCCAGACCUUGAUCGACAAGUGGCGAAGUUGUGCUCAGGCUGCUCUCUAUAAGCUCCAGCUGGACGUCCUGGUCGAGGGACAGAAGGGAAGCCUGUCUCAGCUUAUUGACCUCUUCGGUCUGGAGGACGGCAUUCUGCACUUUGACCGCACAGAGGAGGACUUCACUUUCUAAUAAUUUCUUCUGAAGCACACGCCCAAGAAAAUAUUUAUAUCAUCUGGGUACAAAAACACUCGAGCUGAAGGAUCACAUUUCAAAUAUGCUUUGUUAAUUUAUUGCUUUUUUUGUUGCUGUUACAGUU
This is a messenger RNA of Limanda limanda (common dab), 1009 nucleotides long. RefSeq names its product SWI5-dependent homologous recombination repair protein 1 (gene sfr1). Gene Ontology annotation, biological process: double-strand break repair via homologous recombination; positive regulation of DNA-templated transcription. The record is from RefSeq and is a predicted model, not a curated record. NCBI's taxonomy places the organism in Eukaryota, Metazoa, Chordata, Actinopteri, Pleuronectiformes, Pleuronectidae. The transcript has 3 exons. Gene Ontology annotation, cellular component: Swi5-Sfr1 complex. The coding region runs from base 235 to 882 and encodes 215 amino acids.